Molecule: messenger RNA, 699 nt
Organism: Aspergillus wentii DTO 134E9
Lineage: Eukaryota; Fungi; Ascomycota; Eurotiomycetes; Eurotiales; Aspergillaceae
Exons: 3
Coding region: 1-699 (232 amino acids)
Source: RefSeq, a predicted model, not a curated record
AUGCCUACCUGCGCCUUCGACUUCACCGGCAGAGUUCGAGAAAUCCACAAUAGACAUGUUAAGAUUGAAAAACAACUUUCCGAGCACUUGGACGAUCAAUCUGGACAGCGGCAUGUUCUGGCUCUCGCCCGCUACCUUGACACUGAUGAAGAGAUUAUGCUGAAAAUUCGCUAUGAUUUGAACCCUGAACAAUUUGACAUUGAAGACCUUAAAGAAAGCCGAGAGGACGCUGACAUGAUGUUCCUUCAUGAGGCUGAUGGUGUUGAAAAUGUGUACGCGAUUCACCACGGGCCUCGAUAUAUCACCUAUGUCACGCAGCCUGCCGGGCAGGAAAUGCCGUAUCCAGAUGGCUGGGCCGACUUUCUGAUCACAUCGAGAGUCCCAGGUGAUGAUGUUGCUGAGAUUUCUGGCGAGCUUACGUUUGACCAGCUGGAGAGUAUUCGCAAGCAGCUGGCUAACAUCCUUGAGGACAUUUCUCUCUUUCCCUGGCUUUUCAUUACAUCAGAAGAUCAGGGCACUCUACGAUACGACGUCCAAAAUGACAAGCUGUAUUUCGUCGACUUCACCCACAUGAGCCUCAUAGACCCUAACUAUGGGAAUUGGACGUCCAUUACACCCGACACCACGUUUGUAACCGGAUUCAACCUUUGGUCCCAUAGCCAUUUGCGACGUGCCAAAGAGAUCGCAAAAAUUAAGUAG